GUGAAUAUCGAGCAAAAAAAAAGGCAGAUACAAAAGACUAUCAUGAACAUGAAAGUGCAAAAGUGGGCUGUUCAUGGAGGGUUAACCUUUACCUUACUAAAGGCAUUAUAUAUGUUACUUCAAUUUGCAAGAAGCACAACUAUCUACUACAUAAUGACAUAAGGAAUUUAGAGUCAAAGUUUCAUCGUCUCAGUUCAGAAAUGCUCGAAGAGGUUGAAUUCCUCAUAAAUAUUAAUUGUAGUACAGGCCCAAUCAUUUGUGGACUUCAGAAACCUAUUGUAUCAGACAAAAUGAAAGAAACCUAUCAAUGGAUUUUAAGGUGCCUGUUACAUGCUACUAAUAGUCUUGCACUAGAAGUACUAUUCACAGAUGCAGAUCUUGAGAUGAUCGCAGCUAUUCAUGAAACCCUUCCUUCAACAAAGUAUAACUACUGUAUUUGGCAUAUACGCAAAAAUCUCGAAAAAAAUUUGAAAAGAAAACUUCGCAAUGAAUAUUUUGAUUUUAUAACAGUGUGGAAUAAAUGUAGAAACAGUUUUUCUGAAAAUGAAUUUAAAAAACAAUGGCAUGAUCAACUUACCAAUUACCCAGUAGCUAAAAAGUAUCUUAGACGUGCUCUUGGAGUUGAUCUUGAUAAGGAAGAAAAGUUUGAACGACUAGAGGAACAAAAUAAUCAAAAUCUGACUAUUGGCUUAUCUAACAUUAUUAAUAGAUACUUUAAGCGAAUUAAUAUAAUUCUCAAAAAGUAUCUCAUAUCACAAAUAUUAAAAAUACAGCAUCGCCAAAUGAACGAAAGCUUGCUUUAUUUACUUGAUUUUGAUGAGAAAAUAAAUAUUCAAGAAAUAUAUAGAGAAGGCCAAGAAGAAUCUGACGAUGAAGAAGAGGAUGAUAAUACAGAUCUGAUAGGAGUAACAAGUGAUAUUAAAUUUGUUGAGGAUAACUAUGAAUUCGUAAUAUCAAACUUGGAUUCUUUAACUAAAUGCAUUAAUCGAACUAGCAUUGAUAAAGUUUACAAGAAGCAUUUAUCAGAUAGUAAUGAAUCUAGAUUUGAAUACCAAAUCGAAACUAAUUUUAACUCUCUUAAUAAGAUUCGUCAUAUGCAAAUAUUCUUAGAGACUGUCAAACAAAAUCUGUCUCAUCAAAUCAAUGAGAAGAAAAAGGAUAUUCAUAAUAAUAUAAAUGAGUCUAAUAAGGAGAACUUGUCAGAUAUUAGUAAUCCUUAUUUAACACGAACAAAGGGUGCUUCUAAGAAACGUAUAAAAAGUGCUUUAGAAAAUACAACAACAAAAUGCUAUAAUAAAAAAACCACUGAGCUAGUAUAUGUUAAUAAAAAUAAAACUUGUAUUACUACUGAAGAUUUACAAGAUACUAAUUAUGAAGUGAAUAAAUCAGAUUAUGAUAAGCAACUUGAAGAGGCAAUUCGACUUUCAAGACAAAAUAAUAAUUUAG
This is a messenger RNA of Scutellospora calospora, 1446 nucleotides long. NCBI's taxonomy places the organism in Eukaryota, Fungi, Glomeromycota, Glomeromycetes, Diversisporales, Gigasporaceae. The record is from the annotation of a GenBank genome assembly.